AUGAACGGUGAUGAGACGUUGUCGGCUUUGGACGAGUAUGUGGCGCCGGGUUUACGGCUUUGGAUGUUGAUAGCGCUCGUCUCUGGUGUGCUACUUGUCAUGGUGGUGAUUGUCUGUUGUUUUAUGCGAAUUCGAAACCCGCGCACAAAGCGACAAAUCGAUUUGAUAGCGGCUCGGCGAAAGAUGAGAGGAAAGAAGAAAUCGACCGUCAACAAUCAAAAUGAUGAAAAGUCGACGGCUAUUGUGAUGAACUCGAUGCAGACUCGCAACAACUCCUCAGGGAACACGAGAAAAGAAAAGCUUGAACGCGACGAGAAAGAGGCCUUGCAACAGCAUCGAGGCAGUCGAACACACACGACUGUU
Mesorhabditis belari is the source of this 363-nucleotide messenger RNA. The record is from the annotation of a GenBank genome assembly. NCBI's taxonomy places the organism in Eukaryota, Metazoa, Nematoda, Chromadorea, Rhabditida, Rhabditidae.